CAAUCUGGUAAAAAGGUACCGAAUCUACAAAUAGCCCUGCUGAACUUUUGCGUGACAGGCACUUGCAUGAUCUGCAUAGUCGCCUUAACAAGGGUCCGUGCCAAGUUCCCGCCCUACCCCUGACUUUGUUUCCCUAUAACGAAGACUUCGUAUUACUUCGGUUUCUUGUCGUAGUUAUAUGCGGAGUGAUGAUCGUGGGGUGAUGCCAACAUAUCUCGUCUGCCGUCGCCAAUACAGUGAGCCGGAAUCGUCAGAGUCCCAAGAGGUAUCUCAGUUCACGAAGAGAUGAAUCGAUCACUCAGUCAGCCUGCCAGUCAGCCAGCCAAGGAAACGAUAGUUUUGCUCGUCAAAACCGAAAGAAUGUCCAAGAUACCUGAUCUCAUCAACCUCUCCCCUCUUCCAAUUCCCCUUCCUCCUUUUCGUCACCCAUUGCAUCCAUCUUUGCCCUCUUUUUCCUAUCUACGUACUCCCUCACCAUUCGAUCUACCACAGUCGCUAUGCGCAAGCACGUUACCAUCAUCCUGCUGGCCCUCGCUGCCACCGCGCGAGUCCUAGCCCAAGACCUCAACCGGACGAUUGUCGGGUGCGUGGAGCUCGAGUGUCCGGCCAGCAGCCAGGACACCGCGAACGACAAUUGCACGAUCGCAGACACCGGGUCGUUCCCAUAUGUCGGGCUAACUCCCGUAUCUUCCAAUUCCUCAUCCUCUCUUGCCGGCCUAUCCUGGGUCAAAGGCGUCAACGUCACCGACUCUGCUUCUGUAUCACCUUCCUCUAACUCUUCACGCACCUUUCACAGCUCGUUCUACCUAGGAACACCGUCGACUCAGUCGUUGGACACGUCGACGGGCGCUUGCGCGGUGUUCCUGCGCGGGGCGGAGUCGUGGGAUAUGUCGUUUGGCGCAAACGCGAACGCGACGGACGAGACGGCGCAGGGGACGUGCGCCGACGCCAUGGGUGCUUCUUGCGUGGACGCGCUAGUCGCGCGGGCGAAGACGCAGGUCUCGGAUUACUACAGUGGGAGCGGCGAGGCGCCGUCGAGCCAGAGUGCGUGCGAGAGGCUGCGGCAGGACUUGCUGAAUAGCACUUUAGACGCGUGUGUCUCGGUUUCCAAGGGGUCUUGGACUAACUUCACUGCUGUCGCUCUGACUGGGGAUGAUGCGCCGGAGCCUAUUUCGCAACAGGAGAACUCGUCGGCGACUUGCUGGCCAGUUACUCCGAAGGAGGACAGCCUCACGCUCGUUGCCGAGUUCACUGAAGCAGGGAGUGACCUAGUCGCAGAUGCGGAAGAGGCAUUCUGGGCUAUUACACCCAUUCUCACUGUAGUUUUCUCGGUAGGAAAUGGAACUACUGAAAAUGCCAUCGAUGCCUCCCUGUCUUGUGUCAAGGCGAUGGGACCUGCAAGAGCGUCCCUCGACACCAUCAACAACGGCACCGAUGACCAAGACAAUGGAGCCACUACUCUGUCAUCUUCACAUGCUUUCGCUGCUACUGCUUCGUGCAUGGUAGCAACUUUUCUUUUUGCUUUGUAUAUGAUGUGAUGAAUGCUAUGGAGCUAUGGUUAUGAGUUAUGAAGGGUAGGCAUUGACAGAUUGUACCAUUCCUUUUGAGGUGCAAAUUGGGAUACCUAGGUAAGUAACAACUUGAGAUAAAAGAGGCGCGAGAUACCGGUUUUUGCAAGGUAAGAGGGAAAGGGGGCUUACGGAGACGACCAAUAUAUUCA
Molecule: messenger RNA, 1720 nt
Organism: Annulohypoxylon truncatum
Lineage: Eukaryota; Fungi; Ascomycota; Sordariomycetes; Xylariales; Hypoxylaceae
Exons: 3
Coding region: 498-1538 (346 amino acids)
Source: RefSeq, a predicted model, not a curated record